UCCAUGAGGAGAAGGAGGAGCGCGCGCCAUUUGCCGUCGCUGCUUGGGCCCGAGCUGCGCCGCGCCGGCCACGCUCCGCUCCUGAAUUUUUUCCAGCAGCAUAAUAAAAUGGCUAAUCAGGUGAAUGGUAAUGCGGUACAGUUAAAAGAAGAGGAAGAACCAAUGGAUACUUCCAGUGUAACUCACACAGAACACUACAAGACACUGAUAGAGGCAGGCCUCCCACAGAAGGUGGCAGAAAGACUUGAUGAAAUAUUUCAGACAGGGUUGGUAGCUUAUGUCGAUCUUGAUGAAAGAGCAAUUGAUGCUCUUAGGGAAUUUAAUGAAGAAGGAGCCCUCUCUGUAUUACAGCAAUUUAAAGAAAGUGACCUGUCGCAUGUACAGAACAAAAGUGCAUUUUUAUGUGGAGUUAUGAAGACCUACAGGCAAAGAGAGAAACAAGGCAGCAAAGUGCAGGAAUCAACGAAGGGACCAGAUGAAGCAAAGAUUAAGGCUUUGCUAGAGCGGACUGGUUACACUUUGGAUGUAACUACAGGACAGAGGAAAUAUGGGGGUCCUCCUCCAGAUACUGUGUAUUCUGGUGUUCAGCCUGGCAUUGGAACAGAGGUUUUUGUUGGUAAAAUUCCCCGAGACCUUUACGAAGAUGAAUUGGUACCACUCUUUGAGAAGGCUGGUCCAAUUUGGGAUCUGCGUCUCAUGAUGGAUCCUCUUUCUGGUCAAAACAGAGGUUAUGCUUUCAUUACCUUUUGUAGUAAAGAUGCAGCACAAGAAGCAGUCAAACUGUGCGACAACUAUGAAAUCCGUCCUGGAAAGCACCUUGGAGUAUGCAUCUCCGUGGCAAACAACAGGUUAUUUGUUGGGUCAAUUCCAAAGAACAAAACUAAGGAAAACAUAUUGGAAGAGUUUGGUAAAGUCACAGAGGGUUUGGUGGAUGUAAUUUUGUAUCAUCAACCUGAUGAUAAAAAGAAGAAUCGAGGAUUCUGCUUCUUGGAAUAUGAGGAUCACAAGUCAGCAGCACAAGCUCGCCGACGCCUGAUGAGUGGGAAAGUAAAAGUCUGGGGAAAUGUUGUUACUGUGGAAUGGGCUGAUCCAGUAGAGGAACCUGAUCCAGAAGUCAUGGCAAAGGUUAAAGUUUUAUUUGUGAGAAACUUGGCCACUACUGUGACAGAAGAAAUUCUUGAGAAAUCCUUUUCUGAAUUUGGAAAGCUGGAAAGAGUAAAGAAAUUGAAGGAUUAUGCAUUUGUUCAUUUUGAGGACAGAGGUGCAGCAGUGAAGGCUAUGAAUGAAAUGAAUGGGAAAGAGAUAGAAGGGGAAGAAAUUGAAAUAGUAUUAGCAAAGCCACCGGAUAAGAAAAGGAAAGAACGUCAGGCUGCCAGACAGGCCUCCCGGAGCACUGCGUAUGAAGACUAUUAUUACUACCCUCCGCCUCGCAUGCCACCUCCUAUUAGAGGCCGAGGCCGUGGAGGAAGAGGUGGAUAUGGCUAUCCCCCAGAUUACUAUGGCUAUGAAGAUUAUUAUGAUGAUUACUAUGGCUAUGACUAUCAUGACUACCGUGGUGGCUAUGAAGAUCCCUAUUACGGCUAUGAUGAUGGCUAUGCUAUAAGAGGAAGAGGAGGAGGAGGAAGGGGUGGGAGAGGUGCCCCUCCACCACCUAGGGGGCGGGGAGCACCACCACCAAGAGGUAGAGCUGGCUACUCACAGAGGGGGGCACCCAUGGGACCGCCGAGAGGAGCCAGGGGGGGGAGAGGGGGCCCUGCGCAGCAGCAGAGAGGACGUGGUGCUCGUGGAGCCAGGGGCAACCGUGGGGGCAACGUAGGAGGCAAGAGAAAGGCAGAUGGGUACAACCAGCCCGAUUCCAAGCGCCGUCAGACCAACAACCAGCAGAACUGGGGCUCCCAACCCAUCGCUCAGCAGCCGCUCCAGCAAGGUGGUGACUAUGCCGGUAACUAUGGUUACAAUAAUGACAACCAGGAAUUUUAUCAGGAUACUUAUGGGCAACAGUGGAAGUAGACAAGUGAGGAGGGAUUGAGAAUAUUGGAAACAUAGAAUUGGCUAUAGCUCUACAUCUUAAAAAAAAAAAAAUUGGCUUAAUGUUUCAUCCUUCAGUAGCGAUUGGCUGCCAUUUGUAUUGGGCUGAAGAAUCACUCUAUUGUGUAUAUACUCGAGUCUCUUAGUUUUCUUUUUUCAUAAACGCACUUGGACAUUACUGGGCUUGCAGAAUUCCUGAACUCCAUAUGGGGUUUCAGCGCUUUUAUCAUUUUAGGCUUCAUUUUAGCAGUUUAAAAGCAGGAAUGGCACACUGUUCAAUCAUGAUUUUGCAGAACCUCUGGUUUUGGACAGUUUCUAUUUUUUUUUUUUAAUUUUUGGUUUUUUUUAUUUUUUUUUUUUUUGAUUUGGGAUAGACUACAUAGGAGUAUGCUGUACAUAAAAGUAAAAGCUAGUGCUUUGUCUUAGUAGUUUAAAGAAAUUACAACAAAUUAAGUUUUCUUGUAUUGAAAAUAACAUGAUUGUAUGUUUUGCAUUCCUAGAAGUAGGAUAACUGUGUUUUUAAAUUGUUAUAACUUCACACCUUUUUGAAAAUCUGCCCUACAAAAUUUGUUUGGCUUAAAACGUCAAAGCCGUGGCAAUUUGUUCCUUGAUGUGAUUGUAUUUCCAAUUUCUUGUUCAUGUAAGAUUUCAAUAAAACUCAAAAAUCUAUUCAAAACAUUA
Cinclus cinclus is the source of this 2709-nucleotide messenger RNA. RefSeq names its product heterogeneous nuclear ribonucleoprotein R (gene HNRNPR). Bases 4 to 2010 code for a protein of 668 amino acids. The record is from RefSeq and is a predicted model, not a curated record. The transcript is spliced from 11 exons. Gene Ontology annotation, cellular component: nucleus; ribonucleoprotein complex. NCBI's taxonomy places the organism in Eukaryota, Metazoa, Chordata, Aves, Passeriformes, Cinclidae. Gene Ontology annotation, molecular function: mRNA binding.